UAUAUAUAAUGCUAUAUGUAUAUAUUAUUGCUAUUAUUUUCUUUUUAUCCAAUAUCGCUGCCGUCCAGAUUGAAGACCGACCCGAAUUGCCCUAAUUUCCUGUUGGAUUCUCCCCUCGUCUCUCGAGUCUCGACCUCUUCCAACGGCAGCGGCGACCGAAGGCCUACAUCCCCGGCGCCGUCGGGCCGAUCGACUGGUGGCAUCACGUUCCCUGUCCUCUUUCUCGAGCGGUCAGAGAUACUUUGUGGGAAGGAUAUAAGGAGGAGGAGGAGGAGGAGGGGAGGACGUUUGUAUAAUUAUAUAUAUAUAAAUAUUAUACGUUUUCAUUUUGCUGGCAGCUACAUUUCACCUGGUUCAUUCAAAAUGGAAGGCAAACAUUACAGUGGCAGACAGGAGGCAUAUUUUCAAGAACGACAAAUAGAUAGGGAAGAGGCAUAUUCUAAUUCCCUUAUUGAGGAUUCAGGGAAAGAUUUUCAUUUGCCAAUUGAUCACCGUCCCACAGAAAACCUUGAUACAGAAAACUUGGAACAAGCAUCUCUGGAUACACAACUCACGUCAUCUAACGUAGGUUUUAGGCUUCUGCAGAAAAUGGGAUGGAAAGGCAAGGGUCUUGGAAAAAACGAGCAAGGCAUAAUUGAGCCAAUAAAAACUGGUAUAAGGGACUCAAAAUUAGGUGUGGGGAAGCAAGAGCAAGAUGAUUUUUUUACAGCUGAAGAAAAUGUGCAACGGAGGAGACUUGAUAUUGAAUUAGAGGAGACUGAGGAACUUGUAAGGAAGCGUGAGGUCCUAGCAGAGCGUGAGCAGAAAAUUCAAACUGAGGUGAAGGAAAUAAAGAAGGUUUUCUUUUGUGAUCUUUGCAACAAGCAAUACAAAUUAGCAAUGGAAUUUGAGAGUCAUCUGAGCUCAUAUGAUCACAAUCACAGAAAGAGGUUUAAAGAAAUGAAAGAAAUGCAUGGGAGCAGCAGCCGCGAUGAGAGGCAAAAACGCGAACAAUUACGUCAAGAGAAGGAAAUGGCGAGAUUUGCCCAAAUGGCAGAUGCUCAUAAGCAACAACAGCAGCAGCAACAGGAACAGUUGGAAGUGUCAGCAGAUACUGGUGCACCAAAGAGUGCUUCCAAACUUUUGGCUCCAGAUCAGCGGCAGACAUUGAAGUUUGGCUUCUCUAGACCUGGUGUUUCCAAGAAGACUUCUACUGGCAUCGGCAAGAAACCAAAAAUAGCUGUAUCCUCAAUCUUUGGCAAUGACAGCGACGAUGAGUCAUAAUCCCCCUUCUUGAAGAUUAACCAUUCUCCAUGUACUCUUGGAAUAGGGAACUUUAAACUUCUGAUGAAUAUUGUAUUGAAACUUUUUAUUUCCUCUCAAGUUUCUGUGUAUAUUAAGAUUCUGCCAUUUAUGAUGGCUCUUAUGUUAAGCUUGUUGAAUGGUCUGAACUGUUGAUUAUCUGUAUCAGUAAACAACGAGACUACAUUUUGGGCAGAUAACAUGCUCUGAUGGUGGCUUCCUUCCAUCCAACUUACCAAUAUGAAGACUUAAACAGCUCUUCAGUA
This is a messenger RNA of Phoenix dactylifera (date palm), 1547 nucleotides long. Its product is annotated as D111/G-patch domain-containing protein. The record is from RefSeq and is a predicted model, not a curated record. Lineage: Eukaryota; Viridiplantae; Streptophyta; Magnoliopsida; Arecales; Arecaceae. Gene Ontology annotation, molecular function: nucleic acid binding.